This is a messenger RNA of Penicillium pulvis, 2994 nucleotides long. It is a transcript of the gene rna14, whose product is annotated as cleavage polyadenylation factor subunit RNA14. Bases 1 to 2994 code for a protein of 997 amino acids. Gene Ontology annotation, cellular component: nucleus. Lineage: Eukaryota; Fungi; Ascomycota; Eurotiomycetes; Eurotiales; Aspergillaceae. Gene Ontology annotation, biological process: mRNA 3'-end processing. The transcript is spliced from 5 exons. The record is from RefSeq and is a predicted model, not a curated record. Gene Ontology annotation, molecular function: mRNA binding; protein binding.
AUGGCGGACAACGAGGCUGAGCAAGCUUUCUUUCAAGCCCAAGCCAUGGAAGCAGAGUCAGACAAUGCGGCUUCAACAGAAGACCAAGCUGCCGAUAACGACGACGACGAAGAAGAAUAUGACCCCUCGAAACCCCUAGACGACCAAUACGAGGUUGCUGAAUACACCCAGGAGGAUGAAGAUGAUUCCGCUGCUCCCAACCCGACUGCCGCUGAAGACGCCGACACUGGCCCUGCUGAUGACUCCCCGAAUUCUUCCCAGAACCCCUCGCGUGCUGAGUCUCAGUCGUCCACGCCAUUGCCUCCCGCAGGUGCGACGGCACAACCUCAGACCAGAACGAUUGGGGGAUUUGUGGUUGAGGAUGAUGAGGAUGAGGAUGAAAAAGAUGAGGCGGACUAUGAGCCCCCAGCGGUACUUGGGGUGGAUGACACAAAUGCCAUGCCUAUGACUAUGUCUGAAGAUCCAAGCUCAGGAAAUGCAAAUCAAAACACUUCCCAAGAUGUAUCGCACCAGGAGGGCACGGCCGCAGUGCCAGAUCUUGCCAAUAGUUCUUAUUCUCAUGUUCCCGUUCCUAAUAUCGAUCCCUCGGCUUCUGGCCAAGCUUCUUGGACUGGGGCCGCGAUUGAUGCGAGCCACCAAAGCAGUACUGUUCCUACUCCUGUACUUGAUGACUCUGCCGUUAGCAGAUCUCGUUUGCCCCAUGACCGGGUGGGCAUCUUGCAAGAUCGGGUCGAUGAGGAUCCCCGAGGUGAUCUUUCUGCGUGGUUGGAGUUAAUUGCUGAGCACAGAGGCCGUAACAGACUCGACAGUGCGCGCGAGGUUUACGAGCAGUUCUUGAAGGUGUUCCCCAUGGCGGCCGAUCAAUGGGUAGCUUAUGCGACAAUGGAAUCCGAACUCAACGAACUCUUCCGCCUGGAGCAGAUCUUCAACCGAACCCUCCUUACCAUCCCCAGUGUGAACCUUUGGUCGGUAUAUCUCGAUUAUGUUCGUCGCCGCAACCCCUUAACCACCGAUACCACCGGACAAGCGAGACGAGUCAUUUCGUCGGCAUAUGAUUUGGCUCUUCAAUAUGUGGGUAUGGACAAGGAUGGCGGCAACAUUUGGACCGACUAUGUUGAGUUCAUUCGUUCCGGUCCAGGGAAUGUUGGAGGCACCGGAUGGCAGGAUCAGCAGAAGAUGGACUUGUUGCGAAAAGCGUACCAAAAGGCGAUUUGUGUUCCGACCCAGGCUGUCAAUGCUUUAUGGAAGGAAUAUGAUCAAUUUGAGAUGGGCCUCAACAAACUGACUGGCCGCAAGUUUUUGCAAGAACACUCGCCAUCGUACAUGACAGCGCGAAGCUCUUAUACUGAGCUGCAGAACAUCACCCGGGAUUUGGUUCGAACUUCUCUGGCCCGGCUGCCUCCUGUCGCUGGAUCCGAGGGUGACGUUGAGUAUGCUCAGCAGGUUGAAAUUUGGAAGCGCUGGAUCGCUUGGGAGAAAGAGGACCCGUUGGUCUUGAAAGAGGAUGACCCUGCCGCAUUUAAAGCUCGUGUGGUGUAUGUCUACAAGCAGGCCUUGAUGACUCUCCGAUUCCUGCCCGAGAUUUGGUUUGACGCUUCUGAGUUCUGUUUUUUGAAUGAUAUGGAGAACGAGGGGAACGAUUUCCUCAAGCAAGGUAUUGAAGCCAACCCAGAGAGCUGCUUGUUGUGCUUCAAGCGAGCAGAUAGGCUGGAGUUUACGUCCGACUCGGAACAGGAUUCUGUCAAGCGGGCAGCUAAGGUCAGGGAGCCUUUUGACCCCUUGCUUGAUUCCCUCUAUGAGUUGAUCACCAAGGCCAAAGCUCGGGAAUCUCAAGAUAUUGCACGUAUCGAGGAGGCAUUUGCGAAGCAAAUCCCCGAAGGGCAGGCCGUACCCAACGACGACGACGAUGAUGUUUCAACCGAGACAAAGGAGCAGGAGGCAGCCAAAAAGGCACAGAUUGAUGCUGUUCGGAAAGCCCAUGGUGUCCAAAUCAACAUUCUCUCAAAGAGCGUUUCCUUUGCAUGGAUUGCACUGAUGCGUGCCAUGCGUCGCAUUCAGGGUAAAGGCAAACCAGGAGAACUGGCAGGCUCUCGCCAGAUCUUUGCAGAGGCUCGCAAGAGAGGCCGUAUCACUAGCGAUGUAUACAUUGCCAGUGCACUUAUGGAAUACCACUGCUACAAAGACCCUGCAGCAACCAAGAUUUUUGAGAGAGGUGCUAAGUUGUUCCCUGAAGACGAAAACUUUGCCCUCGAAUACCUUAAGCAUCUUAUUGACAUCAAUGAUAUCAUAAACGCAAGGGCAGUCUUUGAGACAACUGUUAGGAGGUUUGCCGCCAACCCCGACAGUGUGCACAAGGCUAAGCCGAUAUUCUCUUUCCUACACGAGUAUGAGUCCCGUUACGGUGACUUGGUUCAGGUGAUCAACCUAGAAGCUCGUAUGCGAGAGCUCUAUCCUGAAGAUCCCACACUGGAGCAAUUUACACACCGAUUUUCCACACCUUCGUUUAAUCCUUUGUCUUUCCAGCCCAUUCUGUCUCCUACUCAGACCAGGCCAAAGACAUUGGCAACAGGCAUUAUGCCGGAGUCUCGCAUGGACCCGCAGGAUGCUUCUUUCAGCUCCCCAAAACGCUCCUACCCCGCCGACGAUGACUAUGAUUCCGAUCGUCCCCGUAAAUUUGCUCGUGCUGAGUCACCGCUGAAGGCCGUCCAGGGUCGACGCGUUGACCAGCAGAAACGUUCCACACCACUGAACGGACAACUUAAUUCGUCAUACAAGCCGCAAGGAUCUCCUGCUCCCUUGCCCCGCGACGUGGUUCAUCUUCUAAGCAUUAUUCCUCCUUCAUCGGCCUACAACAUCUCCCGUCUUUCGCCAGAAAAAAUGGUUGAUCUUCUUCGCAGAGUUGAUAUCCCUGCAUCUACUGCACAGAUUCCUCUACCAGCGAAUGUUCGAGGGCCUGGCGCGGGCCAGAACCAGUACUCUGGUUCCUACCGUUGA